Molecule: messenger RNA, 1061 nt
Organism: Pieris rapae (cabbage white)
Lineage: Eukaryota; Metazoa; Arthropoda; Insecta; Lepidoptera; Pieridae
Gene: brk
Product: proline-rich protein 36-like
Exons: 1
Coding region: 123-791 (222 amino acids)
Molecular function (GO): sequence-specific DNA binding
Source: RefSeq, a predicted model, not a curated record
GGCUCCAUGCCGCAGGCAACAAGCGCGCCGCCAACAUCCGCGCCGCGUCGAGACUCGAGCGAGCGACAGUCACAGUCAGUUCGGCGCCGACAGCUAUCACGCGUACACGUCUUUUUCGCAACAUGGCCGCUGCCCAUACGCACUCGGCCCCCGUGCCCUCAGAUCGUCGUUCAGAGGGCCGGGCUGGUUCCCGCCGCAUAUUUCCUCCACAAUUUAAGCUCCAAGUUCUCGAUGCGUACAGGAGAGAUCCUCAAUGCAGAGGAAAUCAACGUGCAACUGCGAGAAAAUUCGGAAUUCACCGACGACAAAUCCAGAAAUGGCUACAAGCCGAACCGGCUCUACGGGCAGCGCAUUUGAGGAGAGCACCGCAACCUGCACCUUCGCCACCGCCUUACUCCGUCGGCUCGCCAGAGAGCGCUCGCUUGCCUUCACCUCCGCCGGCGGCUCUGCCAAUCCAAGUGCCCACACCGAUAGCAGCUCCCGUGCCAAUCACGCCUUUUACCGUGGAACCUAUCGAUUUGUCAUUAAAACGCCUUACACCACCUCCAGCACCGGUUCCAUCGUAUCCACGGCUGCCUUUGGCUCCAGAACCACCGAGAAAACCGUUUAAAUUGUUCAGACCAUACCUAAUAGAAGACGAAGGAAAGAGGCCAGCCAUAGCGUCCCUACCCGUUAGUAGUGGCGUUCACGUGUCUGCAUUCGUGCCAGUGCAGAGCGCUGCGGGUUGCGGAGGCGCGGUGUGCCCUGCUUGGGGCACACUAGGACCUGCCUACCCGACCCCGUUAAGAUGAAACAGCGCCGCCGGGGCAUGGCCCCGUCCCUACUGUGAUCUAGUCUCCGCCGACGCCCGUCUGGCGCCGCCCGGGGCGUAGCCCUCCAACACCGUGCCUUAAUAUUCUAAGAAUGACUUGUCGCCAUAGUGCUUUACGCCGUUGUCUCGAGAUAACUGCUUAUUUUGUAUAGAGUUAUAGAUUAGAUUUAGAUUUGAAAUGUAUUUUUAUAAGUGCGGUUUAUAAAGUAUAACUAUUACAGAUUAUUAUGAUAUACUUAAUUAUUAUUAU